This is a messenger RNA of Penicillium cinerascens, 1314 nucleotides long. RefSeq lists its product as uncharacterized. Lineage: Eukaryota; Fungi; Ascomycota; Eurotiomycetes; Eurotiales; Aspergillaceae. Bases 1 to 1314 code for a protein of 437 amino acids. The transcript has a single exon. The record is from RefSeq and is a predicted model, not a curated record.
AUGGCCCCAACCGUUGCGAUUUCUUGCCCGGCACUGGGAAUCCAGCUGGAAGGGAACAGAUUGAGAUUCAGCCCUGGCGAUGUCAUUGUCGGCAAAAUCUACCGGACAGCGCCAACGAUUGCGCCUGAGGCUCGACUAACGAUUAAGCUAUACGGAAGAUCCAAUUCUUCAAUGAUCAUGGCGAGAGGCAUGGCCCAUAGGGAUUAUUUCGGGCAAUUCAAUCUUAUUGAUUCCCAAGCAACCGCCCAAAUCUUACUGGCCGAUAAACCCAUCCAUAUUGAGUCGACCAGCGAGGGCACCUCAUGGCCCUUUACCAUGACAAUUCCAACAAUCGUUAAUUACGAAAGUCUCACGGGGCCGCACAUCCGUCACAGAAGUUCAUUUCUGCCUCUCGGCCCAGAAGCAGUCGCAGUUGAGCCACUACCGUCGGUCUUCCGCUCCCGAGGCUUCCGAUCAGGCAUUGGGGCUUUUAUUGAAUAUGUUCUGGAGGCUGAGCUUGAAUUGCGGGAACGAGGAAAGACCAAAACGAGUCGAGCUGCGUUGCCUUUGCAAGUGCAGCGAUUCCUCGCCGAGCCACCGGUAACGGAUUUUCAGCUCCAAAGGCAUUCCUACAACCGAAGAUUCACUUCCCAGCGACUAGUGCCCGGCCUUAAAGACUCCGGACUUUCAUUUACGCAAAUGGCACAGCAAUUCAUUGGCUCUUCAAAGUUGCCCAGCUUCGCGUUCAAAGUUCAUGUCGAACUGCCGACGCUCUUGCAAGUUGAAAACACGGACUACAUGCCUCUGCGAAUCGGGAUUGAACCCACGUGGGACCGCACCAGCGAAAUAAUUCACGGCGUACCGCAAAAAAUCAAAUUGGAGUCUGUAGUCAUGCGUUUAAAGCCAACUAUCCAGGUGCAGUGUGGCGAACUGGAAGCGUCCGACUCGCAAGAGAUAGAAUUGAUUGGCUCUGCCGCUGUACGGACCCUCAGUGAAGAUGUCUAUAUGUCGUGGGGCAUUUUGGGCGCCCCCGAUUCCAAAGCUGGGCCCGUAGUUGAAUUCAUUGAUGUUGGUGGCCUUCUUGACUUCAGGUUGGGAAAGUACAAUCUUGGGAGGCUAUACCCAAGUUUCACGACGUACAAUAUCAAGCACACACAUCAACUUUCGUGGGAGAUACGAGGCGUAUUCGAUGAUGAGAGGAUCAAAAUGGGUGCCAGUCAUGAAGUCAAGGUGCUGCCACCUUCACGCUUGCAGGAUGAAAUGCUGCUUGCAGAGGAUCCUCCGCCCUCGUUUGCCGAGAGUCAAAUGAUGAGAGACGGGCGAGGAAAUAUAUAA